AAAGACGGUCUUUUCCUUUAUUUUUUGAAAUCAGUGGGAGUGCCAGCUCCCCAGAAUUAAAAACAACAGCAACACACAAAAAUGAGGUCCUCCGGCAACUCAGGCAGGAGGUAAAGGGCUUUACCAAGGUUAUUCUCCCCAUUUCACAGAUGAUGAAAUUGAGGUUUCCUUAACAGUUUCUACUAGCCCCAGGGUCUCACUAAGAAGUGUUGGCAAUGGGGGGGGGGGGUCCUGUGACGCUGUGUGAUCUUUUCCUCCAAGGGGCCUCCUUAACAGCUGUCCUGCCGGCGUCGCCAGCUGCCCAGCCAGUUCCUGUCCCUUUCGGAGUCCGCGCUCACCCGCCUGACGCUCCUAGAGUCUGUCCUCCUGUCGGGCCCCAGGCCCUCCGCUGGAGGAAUGGAGUUCUCGGAGCUGAUACGUACGGGCCAAGCCCAAGCCGAGCUCCUGCGGGGCUCGGAGACGCCCCCGCUGCGCGGCACGCUCUGCGUCACCGGCCACCACCUGCUGCUGUCGCCAGGGGCCCAGGCGACUCCAGAUCUGUGGCUGCUGCUGUUGCGUAGUGUCGACUCCAUCGAGAAGCGGGUCGAGGGUGACUCCGGCACCAUCACGCUGCGCUGUAAGGACCUGCGAGUGUUGCAGCUAGAAAUAGAGGGCGUGGAGGCGACGCUGGACAUCGCCCGCUCCAUCGAGGCGCUGUCCUCCCUGGAAUCAGUCAUCACCUCCUUUCCAUUCUUCUACCGUCCCAAGAGCUUGAGAUUGGGCGAUGCCUGGCACUUCCACCCGCCCGAAAGCUACUACAAGAGAGUAGCUCGCGAGACCAACGCUUGGCGGCUGAGCGAGGCGAACGAGGACUUCAGUUUGUGCCCCAGUUACCCCCGCGCUGUGAUCGUGCCUCGAGCGGUGAACAACGAUGCCCUGGCGCGCAGCGCCCGCUUCCGCCAGGGAGGCCGCUUCCCGGUUCUCAGCUACUACCACGCUCCCAGCGGAACUGCGGUGCUACGUUCCAGCCAGCCCCUGACUGGGCCUCAGAAGCGGCGUUGUGCUGAGGAUGAGGAGCUGCUGCGAGCUGUGCUGGCGGGGGCUCGCCCUGGGGCCCAGGGUUUCAUCGUGGACACUCGCUCGACCCAGGCUGCCAAACAGGCGCGCAUGACUGGUGGCGGCACGGAGUCCAAGGCUGCCUACCCGGGCUGGAAACGGCUGCACCGGCCCCUGGAGAGGGGGCGGCCCCUACAGGAGAGCUUCGUGCGCUUGGUGGAGGCCUGUGGGGACCUGGAGCAGAGCAUGGAUCGCUGGCUUAGUCGACUAGAGGGUUGCCGGUGGCUGUCACAUGUGAAGGAGACACUGAGCACCGCCUGCCUAGCAGCCCACAGCAUGGAACGGGAAGGGGCCUGCAUCCUGGUGCACGGGGCUGAAGGCACAGACAGCACCCUGCUCGUGACUUCACUCGCCCAAAUCAUCCUAGACCCCUUGAGCCGGACCAUGGCUGGAUUCCAGGAACUGAUAGAGCGGGAGUGGAUCCAGGCCGGCCACCCCUUCCAGCUGCGCUGUGCCCACUCGGCCUUCUCCCACGCCCGCCCCAAGCACGAGGCACCCACUUUUCUCCUCUUCCUGGAUUGCGUGUGGCAGCUGGGCCGCCAGUUCCCGCUGUCGCUGGAGUUUGGGGAGGGGAUGCUGUUGGCGCUGUUUGAUCACUCCUAUGCCUCGCCUUUCGGCACCUUCCUCUGCAACAGCGAAAAGGAGAGAUGCCUGUGUGAAGUGAGAACUCGAACGCACUCCUUGUGGUCUGGGCUCAAUCAGCCAAAAGAGCAACGGAAACUCCGGAACCCGCUAUACGUCCCCAACCCCUCCGCCAUCUGGCCAUCUGUGGAGCCCCAGAGCCUGCGACUGUGGCAAGGCCUGUUUCUUCGCUGGACCCGUCCGCCUGAGCCUUCAGAGGUAGCAUGGGAGAAGGUGUGGCAAAUAGUGACAGAUCAGGAGAAGGCAGAAGGCUCUCAGCCAACAGUUUCAGCCUCUGAGCCCCAACCCUAAGCGCUCAUUCCUUGGAUAAUGGUUGAGAUGUUCCUGAACCUUCUCCAGGCCCCUCAGCACCUUUGGACCUUGGAAGAGGGUCCCUGCAACCCAGCCUGGCCCAUAAUACUGAAGUGCCAGGUUUGAACUGUCCCAAGUGUAGGGAGGAGAUCAAAAUAAUAAAGGCAUCCGUGACUGGUAUCA
Molecule: messenger RNA, 2211 nt
Organism: Sus scrofa (pig)
Lineage: Eukaryota; Metazoa; Chordata; Mammalia; Artiodactyla; Suidae
Product: myotubularin-related protein 9-like
Biological process (GO): phosphatidylinositol dephosphorylation; negative regulation of autophagy
Cellular component (GO): cytoplasm
Molecular function (GO): protein phosphatase binding
Source: RefSeq, a predicted model, not a curated record